Messenger RNA from Corticium candelabrum, 1488 nucleotides. RefSeq lists its product as uncharacterized. The coding region runs from base 15 to 1241 and encodes 408 amino acids. Gene Ontology annotation, biological process: glycoside catabolic process; oligosaccharide metabolic process. Gene Ontology annotation, molecular function: alpha-galactosidase activity. Lineage: Eukaryota; Metazoa; Porifera; Homoscleromorpha; Homosclerophorida; Plakinidae. The transcript has 12 exons. Gene Ontology annotation, cellular component: cytoplasm. The record is from RefSeq and is a predicted model, not a curated record.
GUCCUAUUGCAAUCAUGGCGGUACAUGCACUGAAGUUGUUGUUGCUUUUCGCUCUAGUUAACCUUUCUUUGGAGCUUGAUAAUGGGUUGGCGAGAUCUCCUCCAAUGGGAUGGAGCAGCUGGAACCACUUUCACAGAAGCAUCAAUGAAACGCUCUUUUAUGAGACUGUGGACGCAAUGAUAAGCUCUGGAUUGGCAGAAGUGGGCUAUCAGUACAUCAACUUUGAUGGUGGUUGGUGGGAAGGACAUGACACUGGACAUGCUGUUAGGAACUCUUCUGGAUUCUUGCAGUAUGACAAGAUGCGUUUUCCAAAAGGAAUGAAAGCUUUAGCUGAUUACAUUCAUUCCAAGGGGCUAAGAUUUGGGCAUUACACAGAUGCAGGAAAGCACUUUUGUAAUAGAGAUGCUCCUGCUAGUGAGGGAUAUGAGAAGCAAGAUGUUGCUCAGUUUGCUUCAUGGGAGAUUGAUAUGCUUAAACUGGAUGCAUGUGGAACUACUGAGGAUCCUAAAGUGAUUGUAGGAAGAUGGCAUGAGUUGCUUAACUCAACUGGACGUUUUAUUCUUUUUUCAAACUGCCAUAACGGAUGCAUGUUGGAGAAAGGUCGUUCACAAUGGGAAAGUUGGUGUGGAAAUUUGACCAACAUGUGGCGUACUUCUACUGAUAUUGGAGAUUCGUGGCUUCGUGUUAUGCACAACUUGGAUACUCUUGUAGGAGCUGGAAUGCAAGCAAAACCUGGUCAAUGGAAUGAUCCUGAUUUUCUUGAGGUUGGUAACGGUAUGUUGACAGAGGGUGAGAUGAGAGCUCAUUUUAGUCUUUGGUGUGUGACGUCUUCUCCUCUCAUUGCUGGCAAUGACAUCAGAAACAUGAGCAAGGAAGUGUUGGAGGUUUUGACGAACAGGGACGCAAUUGCCAUAAACCAAGCAUACACCACUAAUGCUGGUGAUCGGAUCUUUCAAAGUGGAAAUUCUGAGAUCUGGGCUAAGCCUUUGCCCGAGCUGUCGGCUAUUGCUGGUGCAAAAGCAUUUGGUGUCGUGCUGUUGAACCGAGAUGAUGAAAAGACAGCAGAAAUCACAGUGAAUUUUACCGCAUUAAACAUGACAUCUGCAACUCACUGCACCGUCAAAGAUCUGUGGUCAAAGAAGCAAAUGGACGCAAAGGGAUCAAUCACUAUGUCUGUUCCUUCUCAUGAUGUCACCUUUUUGAGACUUUCGCUUUGUGUAAAGACAGGAGACAAUGAGUGAAUGAGGAAUUUGCAGAUUCAAUUGACUUGAAGUUUCAGUUGGUGUUUUUGGACUUGUCAUGCAUGACUGUCUUGUUGGCUUUGGAUUAUGCAUUUUUGUACUGUUUUGUUUUGACUUAUUUUGAUAUAUGUUGUUUUAAUAGAUGUCUUGGUUUUUUCAAACUUUUGAAAGCAGUAAACACUAAUCAACAUGUAGACAAACAGACUUAUGGACAACAGGCUUAUUUCAUGGGCAGAAGGCUUUGGUA